GGAAGCGGAAGCGGCGUGACUGGGAGCGGUCGCUUUCUUUUCCGGCCGGGGAGCGUGCUCGGUGCAGCGAGAGAGGCCGUCUGUAGCCAUGAGCGUCCCGGCUUUUAUCGAUAUAACCGAGGAAGACCAGGCUGCGGAACUAAGGGCUUACCUGAAAUCUAAGGGAGCUGAGAUAUCAGAAGAAAAUUCUGAAGGUGGACUUCACAUUGACUUGGCUCAGAUCAUUGAAGCAUGUGAUGUGUGCCUGAGGGAUGAUGAUAAAGAUGUUGAAAGUGUGAUGAACAGUGUAGUAUCUCUUCUUCUUAUUCUGGAACCUGACAAACAAGAAGCUUUGAUUGAAAGUCUAUGUGAGAAAUUGGUCAAAUUUCGGGAAGGUGAACGACCAUCACUCAGACUGCAGCUACUGAGCAAUCUCUUCCAUGGCAUGGAGAAGAAUACCCCUUCAAGGUAUACAGUCUACUGCAGCCUCCUUAAAGUAGCCUCCAGCUGUGGAGCUAUACGGUACAUUCCAACUGAACUGGAGCAGGUUCGAAAAUGGAUUUCAGAUUGGAAUCUUACCACAGAGAAAAAGCACACCCUUCUUCGACUGCUCUAUGAUGUUUUAGUGGAUUGCAAAAAGAGUGAUAAUGCAGCAAAAGUAAUGGUAGAGCUGCUGGGAAGUUACACAGAGGACAAUGCUUCUCAAGCCAGAGUUGAUGCUCACAGGUGUAUUGUCCGUGCAUUAAAGGAUCCUAAUACCUUUCUCUUUGAUCAUCUACUCACCUUAAAACCGGUCAAAUUUUUGGAAGGAGAACUUAUCCAUGAUCUUUUGACAAUUUUUGUUAGUGCCAAGUUAGCAUCCUAUGUCCGGUUUUAUCAGAACAACAAGGACUUUAUUGACUCUCUUGGUUUAUUGCAUGAACAGAGCAUGGCAAAAAUGCGACUGCUCACCUUUAUGGGAAUGGCUGUGGAAAACAAGGAAAUAUCAUUUGACACCAUGCAGCAGGAACUUCAGGUUGGAGCUGAUGAUGUUGAAGCAUUUGUUAUUGAUGCUGUAAAGACAAAGAUGGUGCAUUGCAAAAUUGAUCAAACACAGAGAAAAGUAGUGGUCAGUCACAGCACACAUCGAACCUUUGGAAAACAGCAAUGGCAACAGCUGUAUGAUACACUUAACUUCUGGAAACUAAAUUUGAAUCAAGUGAAAAACAGUCUCCUUAGCUUGUCGGAUACCUGAUUAUUUGAUGUAAUUAGUUUGUAUUGGAUGGAAACUCAGCUAUAUUAAACCAUUCAACUUAAUUUUGUGAACUUUUUAUUGAAGAUAUCUAAUUGGCUAGAAUACACAAAAUAACGAACUAUAAGCUGAUAAAACAAUAAACUUUAAACAAGAAUGAA
This is a messenger RNA of Zootoca vivipara (common lizard), 1371 nucleotides long. RefSeq names its product eukaryotic translation initiation factor 3 subunit M (gene EIF3M). Gene Ontology annotation, cellular component: eukaryotic translation initiation factor 3 complex; cytoplasm. Gene Ontology annotation, molecular function: translation initiation factor activity. The record is from RefSeq and is a predicted model, not a curated record. Gene Ontology annotation, biological process: cytoplasmic translational initiation. Lineage: Eukaryota; Metazoa; Chordata; Lepidosauria; Squamata; Lacertidae.